GAUGCCUUUGGCCGCUCGGAGGACGGACUGUUAGGAAGGUUCAAUGCACCGGAGUGGGCAGCCCAGGUCCCUUCCCCCAGCGACUCCCGUGAGAUAGUCGUUGGGACGCGGGACGCGCCUGCAAAGGAAAGGCUACUGCUGAGCCUUAGGAACCGCCUGGCAUUCACCUGGGGCAGUGAGCUUGGUACCCACUCACCGCUGCGUCCUGCCGCCGAGCCAACAGCACUGCACGCUGACGCCACCGCCGCGACGCACACAAGUUGGAGGUGACCGCGGACACCAGCUGCAGCUCAGCUUUGCUGGACCUCGGGGAUUCCGGCUAGCGAGCCUUUCAGAAAGAACGCCCACCCCCACCCCAGGACUGCGUGGAAGGACGCUACCGAUUCGCCGAGAGGGAACCCCCUCCGAGCUUCCUGCAGCCGGCAGUGCGCGGCGCCUAGAGGUUCUGAGAAGCCGGAGCAGCACAGCGCGCAGCCGGGGCUCCAGCGCAGCAGCCGGCAGCCGCGGAGCCGGCGAAGGGGCGUAGACCGGGCGGCCCUGCGCCCACGGCGCCGACCAUGGCAGACAGCGGCGGGUCGGGGCCCUGGUGGAAAUCGCUAACGAACAGCAGGAAGAAAACCAAAGAAGUCCCCGCAGGGGCGCAGCCGCCUGCCCCGCCGGCCCCCGCGGAGACCCCGCCGCCCGCGCCGCCCAGCCCCGACUGGACUAGCGGCUCGAGGGAGAACCAGCACCCCAAUCUCCCCGGCGGCGCCGGCGAUGCCCAAAAGUCAGACAAGUGGGGCGGGGAGAAAGGCGGCAACAGCCGCCGCAAUUUAAAGAUUUCGCGCUCCGGCCGCUUUAAGGAGAAGCGGAAAGUGCGCGCCACGCUGCUCCCCGAGGGAGUCCAGUCCCCCGAGGAGGCGGGCUGCCCCGGGGACCCCCACGAAGACAAGCAGUAGCCUCAGCGUUGCAGGAUCGUCUCUCCCCGACCCUUCUCCCCAACCCCCUCCCUUGUUCUAAACCCUACACCCCACCCCACCCCAGGGACGGGGCGUCUCACCCCACCAAAUUCAGAAUAUUCGCGCGGGAGGCUCUCUCCACGGUUUUAUUUCCCUGGAAAUCGAAGUGUCAGAUGAGUUUCCAAUAUUUCAUGGCCCAAGCACGGACUAUUUGUGUUGAGUAAGAGCUUGAUGACUGGCCCCAGAGGAAGCUGGAGGCGUUGUUUUUCAAGAGUUGUUUUGUGGCUUUCAAGGGCUGUGUCACCUGGGGCCACCGGGAAAGUACUUUGCGAAGAUGGGAGCUCAGCUGGAACCUCAUGGAAGGAGGGAGGGCUCGGAUUCUGGAUCUGCCAUUGGAGAGCAAUUAGGACUGUUUGUAAAGCCUGAGAAAUGCACUUUAGAAAUAUUUGGGUAGGCUGAUACCUUAAGGCAAGGGCUGGGAGAUGGCAGAAGCGUUCUUAAGCGCAAUUAAGCUAAGGCAAGAUUGCUAUUAAUAUUGAACUACAAAACUGUUCAGCCCGUUUUAGUGUGGACUAUUAAAAUUGUUGCACUGUUAAACUUCAGAUGACUUUUGCACUUUUUCCAUUGCCCAUCAUC
This is a messenger RNA of Sorex araneus (European shrew), 1574 nucleotides long. RefSeq names its product proline rich 15 (gene PRR15). The transcript has 2 exons. Bases 558 to 938 code for a protein of 126 amino acids. The record is from RefSeq and is a predicted model, not a curated record. Lineage: Eukaryota; Metazoa; Chordata; Mammalia; Eulipotyphla; Soricidae.